AUGCAAAUAGAAAAAUAAGCAAUUCUAAAUUCUAAUAAAAAGGCUGAGUUCAGUUUGACAGAUGAACAACUAAAAUUCAUUUUGGCUCCUAAAAACAGGGAUAUCAAGGUUACUGCUUGUGCUGGAUCAGGAAAGACAGAAUGUGCGCUUUAAUUCAUAAAGAGUGCUAUUGACGAAGGAUAAGACCCUAGAAAUAUAUGCAUAACAACUUUCAACAUUUAAGCCAGUGUUGAUAUGAAAAAAAGAGCAAUUCAGCUAUUGGGAAAAAAAAAUGCUAACAAAAUUGAAAUAAUUAAUUUUGAUAAAAUAAUUUUCAAGCUUUAUAAACAAAUUAAAAAAAUAAAAAGCAACAUUAAUAAUGAAUUUAUUAAUAAUAACAAAAAUAAUUAUUAGAAAUAAGUAAUAGACAUUACUUUAGUUGAAAAGUAGUUUGAAGUUUAUAUCAAUUUACAAGACUUGUCUUUUACUAAAUAUUUUUAAAGUAAAAAGCUUGUUGUUUUUGAUGAAUUUUAAGAUAUUAAUUAAUUGCAUUAUGACAUCUUAAUGCUAUUUAAAAAAGUUGGAAACUCAGUUCUAGUAGUCCUUGGAGAUGAAGCUUAGAAUAUUUACGAAUUUAGAGGAUCAAAUUUUAAAUACUUGAAUUAAAUUGUUGAAGAUGUAAACAGAGAAAAUAAAAAAAUUUACAGUAACGAGGAUUACAACAUGCUGGAAUUCAAACUUACUACUAAUUUUAGAUGCUCUUCUAAAAUUACUGACUUUGCUAAUGAUAUUAUAAGAUAUUUUAAGACUAUUAAGUCAAAUAAUAUGAUCAGUUUUGAAGAUUUGAAUUCUGGUAAAGAAAUUAAAAAAUGCGAUAUUAAACCUAGUUUGAUAGCCUAUCCAAAACCUUUUAACUUAGUAUAAGAUAUUAUAAUCUAAAUCAGAGAAUUAAUAAAAAAUAAUAGCUUUUCUUACAAAGAUUUUGCUAUAAUUUCCCCAACUACCUUUACUCUUUUUUAAGUAGAACUUUUCUUACAAAGGCAUAAUUAUUUUGAACCUGAAACAGAAAUUCCAUUUUGGAGUUUUAUAGGAAAAAGUAGAGAUUUUGGUUACAAAUAUGAAUAUCAAGCAGAUAAAAUUAUGAUUUUGACAGGUCAUAAAUCAAAAGGAUUGCAAUGGAAGGUAGUAUUUGAAGUUGGGAUGGAAGAUAAUUUGUUUCCGCUUUCAUUUACAAGAAAGGUUGAAGAUGGUCAAGAUUAUUUGAAUAAAGUAGAAGAAUCAAAGCGCUUAUUUUAUGUUAUGUCUACAAGGGCUUCUUAAUUUCUUUACAUAAGCUAUAUAUCUCAUAAUAAUAAAGAUUAAUUAUAGUAUUAUGCAUGUAGAUUUUUGAAUGCGAUAGACAAAAAUAAAAUAAAUUUUAUUGGUUACGCUGGAAUUUAACCUGACAUGGAAAAUAGCACAAGCAUUAAUACAUAAGAACUUUAAUCCCUCUAUUAGAUAUUCGAAAUUAUUCUCAAAAAAAUACAUUGA
Molecule: messenger RNA, 1509 nt
Organism: Tetrahymena thermophila SB210
Lineage: Eukaryota; Ciliophora; Oligohymenophorea; Hymenostomatida; Tetrahymenidae
Product: UvrD/REP family helicase
Exons: 5
Biological process (GO): recombinational repair
Molecular function (GO): hydrolase activity; ATP binding; 3'-5' DNA helicase activity
Source: RefSeq, a predicted model, not a curated record